Molecule: messenger RNA, 843 nt
Organism: Hydra vulgaris (swiftwater hydra)
Lineage: Eukaryota; Metazoa; Cnidaria; Hydrozoa; Anthoathecata; Hydridae
Product: transmembrane emp24 domain-containing protein 10
Biological process (GO): endoplasmic reticulum to Golgi vesicle-mediated transport; intracellular protein transport; Golgi organization
Cellular component (GO): Golgi apparatus; COPII-coated ER to Golgi transport vesicle; endoplasmic reticulum-Golgi intermediate compartment
Source: RefSeq, a predicted model, not a curated record
UCUUUAGCGGAUACGAUUCGUCCAACCGCCACGUUAACGCCGCAGAUCGAGCUGACUGUAAAGAAUACAAAUAUGGCGAAUAGGAUAGCACUAAUAAUUUUUUUAAAUUUAUUUUUUAAAGCCGAAAGUUUAUCAUUUACUCUAUCUGCUAGAAAUAAAAAAUGUUUAAGAGAAGAGGUUCAUAAGGACGUUCUUGUUACUGGUGAAUACCGUUUAUCUGAAGCUCCUAUUAAAACCCAUUUAACGGUGAUUGAUACAAAUGGCCAUGUGUUGUACAAAAAAGAAGAUGCACAAAAAGGAAAAUUUGCAUUCACCUCAGAUGAUUAUGAUAUGUUUGAAGUUUGUUUUCAGAGUGAAGGAACUCAUGGCCAAGGAAUAGAUAGAGAAAUAUUUCUUGACAUCAAGACUGGUGUAGAAGCUAAAAACUAUGACGAUCUACAAAAGACUGAAAAACUAAAACCAAUGGAAUUAGAACUUAAAAAGUUAGAGGAUCUUUCUGAAUCUAUUGUUAAUGAUUUUGCUUACAUGAGGUCAAGAGAAGAACAAAUGAGAGAUACAAACGAAUCUACAAGCGAUCGCGUAUUGUAUUUUAGCAUAUUUUCUAUGUUGUGUUUAAUUGGUCUUGCAAUAUGGCAAAUUUUCUAUUUGCGAAGAUUUUUUAUUGCAAAGAAACUCAUCGACAGCUAAUUACAUAGUAUUCAUUUUAGUGACAAGAAUUUGAAAACGAAAAAUAGAUAGUUUCUUCAAUUUUGGUGAAAUAAAAAAUUUUGGUAUAAAAUUCAUUAGGAAUAUGUAUUUCGCCUCUACUGUAUAUUAUAAUAAAUAUUCCAAUGUUUUUGACAA